AUGAUUGCACAAGAUGUACAAGAAUUGAAAAACAGAUUUACGAUAUCGCACUUCAUCGUCCUGAUAUUACCAUUUUUGGCAAUUGGCCUAAUCACUAAACUACCCGAAAAGCCAGAAGUCAGAUUAGUCAAAGAUCGACAUUGUUUUAAUACUUGCAAACUUCGGAUAGUUGAAACAAUCCCAGCAAAUAUCUCAUUUGGAGAAGAUACUGUAUUCCCAUUAUCCACGUUUCGAGCCUGGAAAUCUUUAAUUCUGAAUGCUCAAGAGGAAUUAUAUGUGGCUGCCUACAAAUCAAGUCUUCAAGGAAAACAUGUACUUGGAGAUUCUGCACAAUACUAUUCACAAGAGGGCGACACCAUCUACAACACCCUAAUGUCAGUGGGAAAAUCCCGAAAAGUCAAUGUCCGUAUGGUUGAAAACUACCCACCAAAAGAUAAAGGAGAUAAUGCCGAUGGAGUGAUUCUGGAGAAUUUCGGAGCCGUCACAAGGAAAUCAAUCGAUAUUUCGGAAUAUAUGGGACGAGGCAAAAUGCAUUCGAAAUUCCUGGUUGCCGACCGCAAGUCCUUCUAUCUAGGAUCCGCGAAUCUCGAUUGGAGAAGUUUGAACCAAAAAAUGGAGUUGGGAGUUCUAGUAGAAGAUUGCGAGUGCUUGGGAGAAGACAUGCACAAUAUAUUUCAUGUUCUUUGGGAUUUAAAAAACAAAGGAAUCGAAUCAAACGAAGCUCUUAAAGUUAAAGCUGCCUAUAACAAAGAGAAGCCGCUGGAAAUUCAAGUUCAAGGAGAGAAAGCGCAAGUCUACAUUGCCACGUCACCAAAGGAGUUGAAUAAUCCGAGAAGGACUUGGGACUUAGACGCUAUUGUGUCGGAAAUUGACGCCGCCAAAAAAUUCAUCGAUAUUCAUGUCAUGGAUUACUUCCCGCUGUUCAUCUACCGUAAUCCUAGAGUUCAUUUCGCAAAUAUUGAUGAUGCCAUUCGUCGGGCCGUUGUUAGAGGUGUCAAGAUUCGAUUUUUGGCUGCUGCACUUCAUUAUCCGGAUAUUGGAACUAGAUUCUUGAAGAGUUUAGAGAGUUUGAAUGGUUUUCAUGCUAAUGGAACUAUGGAAGUGAAAAUCUUCAAAGUCCCUCGAACCAACAUCGAAUCCAUUGUGAUCAAUCGUGAACGUCGUACCCAUAAUAAAUUCAUGGUCACCGAGUCGGCUGGAAUAAUUGGGACCUCUAAUUGGUCUGGUGAUUAUUUCAUGGGCGGUACCACUGGAGCAGCCAUUGUCAUCCGUCAAACCGGAGAAAAGCGGCCGUUUGUGGAUGAGUUGAAG
Caenorhabditis briggsae is the source of this 1311-nucleotide messenger RNA. RefSeq names its product Protein CBG05531;Protein CBG05699. The transcript is spliced from 5 exons. Lineage: Eukaryota; Metazoa; Nematoda; Chromadorea; Rhabditida; Rhabditidae. The annotation marks the transcript as partial. Gene Ontology annotation, molecular function: catalytic activity. The record is from RefSeq and is a predicted model, not a curated record.